GCAAGAGCCCGGCAGCGCGGGUGACGCGUUUUGCGCAUUUCCUGCAGCUCGCGCUCACUCACGGAUUCAGGAGAGAGGCGACGGGAAACAGGGGGCGCGCGCAAAGACCGAAAGGAGAAGGGGGAGAGAAAAAAACCAACGGGAGCGUAGCACCGUGAUGUAUUCGGGGUGCUCGUGAGCCCGAAAAAGACUGCAUUGGGAGGCAAAAAGGCAUUCCUUUCCGAGAGUACGCGCAAAUAUCGCGUUACCGUGAGGUCGAAGCAAGGAGAUUAUCCCACAGAGGAGCGAGCGAGCCGCGACGGGCUGGAAACGGAGCACCAAUCCCGGAUGGCUAGGCGCGGCUGCUCGCGCUCUCUCCCACCCUGACCCAGGAGAGGCACGCAAGGACCGUGGGGAGGCUCCGUGGCUUCAGAUGAACCCAAGCGGAGCCCGUUAACCCGCAUCGCCACUCACUGACGUUUAUAUCCCGGCCUGUUUCCGCCGAAACGGGAAUCUUGUCUGGCGCACGGGACCGACCAUAAACAAACAAGGCAGCUUCUCGGGUGGGAGAGUGUUCUGCAGCCGACCUCUGAAGGGUGUGAGUCUGCCUUAGUACAGCGUUUUUCAGCCCACUGGGGAUCCAUCAGCUGUACUGUUAGUGUGUGUGUCUGGUGUGUGUGUGUGUGUGUGUGUGUGUGUGAGUGUGAGUGUGUGUGUGUGUGUGUGUGAGUGUGUGUGUGUGUGGUGUGUGUGUGUGUGCAUAACACAGUGUUCUGAUAUGGCUGUACGACACUGAGAGUCCAAGGAGCCAGCGGCAUUAUGGGAUGUAGCAGGACUGUGCAGUGACCCCGCUCAUUGGAAGGAAACACUCUGUGUACAGGAGCAGGAACAGGCAGACUAGCCUAAACACACACACACACACACACAUUUACACACACACUUACACUAACACACACAUCCCAGCAGCCUGCAGCCAUGCCUGUGUUCAGUGGCCUGUUGAAGGUGCGAGUGUGUGAGGCGGUGGACUUGAAGCCCACCCCAUGGGCCCUGCGUCACGCUGUGGGGAAGAGCGGCUCCUUCUUGCUGGACCCUUACCUUGCUCUGAACCUGGACCAGACUCGGCUGGGCCAGACCGCCACCAGGACCAAGACCAACAGCCCCGCCUGGCACCAGGAGUUCUGCACAGAGGUCCGUGAAGGAAGGAGCCUGGAGCUGUCUGUUUUCCAUGAUGCGCCCAUCGGAUACGACGACUUUGUGGCCAACUGCACCAUCCAGCUGGAGGACCUGCUGCAGAACGGAACCAGGCACUAUGAAGACUGGAUUGACUUGGAGCCAGAGGGGAAGGUGUACGUGGUCAUUGAUUUGUCUGGAUCUUCCACUGAGGCCUCAGGAACCAAUGAGAAUGAGGAGCGAGUGUUUCGAGAGAGGAUCGGUCCUCGCCGGCGGCAGGGGGCGGUCCGAAGACGCGUCCAUCAAGUCAACGGACACAAGUUCAUGGCCACCUACCUGAGACAACCUACCUACUGCUCACAUUGCAGAGAUUUUAUCUGGGGCGUGCUCGGGAAGCAGGGAUACCAGUGUCAGGUGUGUACGUGUGUCGUCCACAAGCGCUGCCAUGAGCUCAUCAUCACCAAGUGUGCUGGGAUGAAGAAGCAGGAGGACACACCAGAGGAGGUGGGUUCACAGCGGUUCAGUGUUAACAUGCCCCAUAAGUUCAGUAUCCACAACUACAAGGUUCCCACCUUCUGUGACCACUGUGGCUCCCUGCUGUGGGGACUCAUGAGGCAGGGCCUGCAGUGCAAAGUGUGUAAGAUGAAUGUGCACAGGCGGUGUGAGACCAAUGUAGCUCCUAACUGUGGUGUGGACGCCCGAGGAAUCGCUAAGGUCCUGUCUGACCUGGGAGUCACACCUGACAAGAUCUCCAACACCGCACAGCGCAGGAGGAAGUUGACUCCAGGGCAGGACCCUCCCCAGUCUCCUCCUGAGCUCUCUCAGACUGAGGACAACAGCUUCAGCCAGCCAGCUGUCCCCACCUCCCCCUCGCAGCAGGACUUGGCACAGUUAGAUCGCCUGCAGGACACGCUGUCACUGGACCAGCAGGGACCCCAACACUCCUCCUCCUCUUCUUCCUCCAACUCCACCACCUCCUCUUCCUCCUCCUCCUCCUCGGGAGUCAGGGAGAACGGACAGAGCCAGAGGAGGAGCCUCAAGGACUUCAACUUUAUCAAAGUUCUCGGCAAAGGCAGCUUCGGCAAGGUGAUGCUGGCGGAGCUGAAGGGGACGGAGGAGGUUUAUGCCGUCAAAGUGCUGAAGAAGGACGUGAUCCUGCAGGACGACGACGUUGACUGCACCAUGACCGAGAAGCGCAUCCUGGCCCUCGCCCGCCGACACCCCUACCUCACCCAGCUCUACUGCUGCUUCCAGACACGAGACCGUUUGUUCUUUGUAAUGGAAUAUGUGAACGGAGGAGACCUGAUGUUCCAGAUUCAGAGAUCCAGGAAGUUUGAUGAGCCUCGCUCUCGUUUCUACGCUGCCGAAGUCACCUCAGCCCUCAUGUUCCUGCACCGUAACGGAGUCAUUUACAGGGAUCUGAAGCUGGAUAACAUCCUGUUGGAUGCAGAAGGCCACUGUAAGCUGGCCGACUUCGGCAUGUGCAAAGAAGGCAUCAUGAACGGAGUGACCACCACGACCUUCUGCGGCACGCCCGACUACAUCGCCCCCGAGAUCCUGCAGGAGCUGGAGUACGGAGCCUCUGUGGACUGGUGGGCCCUGGGGGUGCUGAUGUAUGAAAUGAUGGCCGGACAGCCUCCGUUCGAAGCUGAUAAUGAAGACGACUUGUUUGAGUCGAUUCUCCAUGACGACGUCCUCUACCCUGUCUGGCUCAGCAAAGAGGCUGUUUCUAUCCUUCGAGCAUUCAUGACCAAGAACCCGGCCAAGCGUCUGGGCUGCGUGGUGAGCCAGGGCUGUGAGGAGGCCAUCAAGACCCAUCCCUUCUUCAGAGAGAUCGACUGGGUCCUGCUGGAGCAGAGAAAAGUCAAACCACCCUUUAAACCCCGAAUUAAGACCAAGCGAGAUGUGAAUAACUUUGACCAGGACUUCACCAAGGAGGACCCCGUGUUGACGCCCACGGAUGAGGCCAUCAUCCGACAGAUCAACCAGGAGGAGUUCAAGGACUUCUCCUACUGCGCCCCUGAGGAGACGCAGACCUAACACACACACACACACACACACGCACACACACACACUCUGAUCCAACAACACUAAAUCUGCCACGCACGUACGCACACAUGCUGACACUCAUACACGUGUAGAACCAUAAGUCCCUUUACAAAACACACACACGCACACACACGCACACACACACUCCUUUACUUUGAAGCUAUUGGUUGUUGUUACUUUUGGAAUAUUCUUUACUUGCAUUGUGUUGUUCUUGUUGCCUGAGUUUAUUAUGACUAUGACUAUGAAUAUGAAUAUAAAUAUAAAUAUGAAUAUGAAUAUACACACCUGCACAUCGCUCUCACACUCUCACACACAUUCCCACGUGCACACUUUUAAUGCUGAUUAACACACAAAAAAAACACACACACACAUGACAAUCCCAAGUUUUACUCGCACAUGCAGCUCACUGCACAUGCUCUGACAACCAAAUACACACACACACACACAUACACACACUUACACUGCUUCUCUACCCGGCACCUGUACACAUGUGGACUGUGGGUGCCGGGUGCAGAGACCUGUAUAUAGCCUGUGUUGAGUGGCUGUAUUGUGUUGGUAUUGUCUGCUAGUAAAGGAGAGUCGUGGCGCAUGGACAAGCACCCUACCUGUGUUAUACUGUCCUUAUUGUGGACCAGUUAGGGCCAAAUACCCUUUGUGCAAUACCCUGACUAUCUAUAUAUUUUACGGUUUUUGUUUGUUCAUGUGUUAUUUUUGUCUUUUUUUUUUUUUUUUCUCCUCAAAAUGUGUUUUUUUUUGUUGUUGUUGGAUUGUUGUAUGAUUGAAAUCUGUUCUCUGUUUUGCUCUCAUCGUCCGACACAAGCACACUCACUCACUCACUCACUUUCUGUCACCUUUUUCUGUAUUCGUGCGUAUAAAGUGAAUGUCGAGCUUACAAGUUACAGGCUAUUGAACUAAUUAUGUGGAGCAGAGUGUUACAGGGCGGCCUGUGUAGCAGUGAAAAAGCCCGGUCUCCAGCUAUUUCAUCCAUCUGCUAGUUUCAGCCGUCGCAUCCGCGUCUGUCCUGCCGGUGUGAAUGUGCUGGCCCAUGGGCGUUUUUUUUUGGGUUUUUUUCGGGUCGUGAAUGUACAUUUCAGUGUGUGUGUGUGUGGGUGUGUGUGUGUGUGUGUGUGAAUGCAUGUUUUUUUGUGACUUUUUGUCUACAGCAUUUCUGUUUCUAUAGUUACCAUCAGUGUUUUCAGCCCCUCUUUUUCCUUCCCUUCUCAAAACACCGAGUCCCCUUUCCCUCCUCCACCAGCCGUCUCACUCACAGCCAAAACCACUUGCUUUUUCUGACUUGCUUUUUUCAAGAAUGGCUUUUCUUUCUUAUUGCUCUCUUUCUCUCUCUCUUUUUUAUUAUAAUUAUUAUUAUUGUAAAGUGUAUCUGGAGGAAACCUUUGUGUAUAAUACUAUAACUAUACUAUUAUAGGUCUGUUACAGCCGGGUGAAAAGAAAUGUGGAGAACCAGCAGCUGAAUUACCUCUCAUUUCAAACACACACGCACACACGCACACACACACACACACGCACACACACACACACACACACACACACAAAACAGCAUAUACAGACUCUCCUCUUUGCCUCCUCCCACUUCUCUCUCUCUCUCUCUCUCUCUCUCUCUCUCUGUAUUUCACACAUGCACACACAGAAGGACUGUUGUCGCAUGUACUGUACAGUGAAGGCGAGCUGGUUGCUCUGUGUGCAGUAGAGUCGGUGUGUAGUGAAGCUUUGUGCACCCAGGGGUAGGGCUGUUCCUGGUCACACUAUCUUACUCUGUGCCAAAAUGUAGUGCAACAGCCGGGCUAGUCCUGUCUGGUCUGAUUCCAAUAAAACACUGAGCUGUCUACAUCA
Molecule: messenger RNA, 5049 nt
Organism: Thunnus maccoyii (southern bluefin tuna)
Lineage: Eukaryota; Metazoa; Chordata; Actinopteri; Scombriformes; Scombridae
Gene: prkcea
Product: protein kinase C, epsilon a
Exons: 15
Coding region: 955-3189 (744 amino acids)
Biological process (GO): protein phosphorylation
Molecular function (GO): diacylglycerol-dependent serine/threonine kinase activity; ATP binding
Source: RefSeq, a predicted model, not a curated record